AUGCGAUGCGCGAGCAAGGCCGCCGAGAGCGCGUCCGCACGUCUCUGUCCGGACGUCGAAGCAGAAACCACAGCAACUGAUGUCUCAUCGGUUGCUGAAGCGACUCAGCCUGUGUCACUUGGUGAUGCAGGCGCUGGUCAUGAAGACACUCAUGUCUUCACAGAGUAUGAGCUCGGAGUCUCAUACUCUCCUGAUACGGAAGACGGAUCCGUAUCGACGGCGAUCGAUCCAAGCCGCCUGCCAAGCUUGGCAUAG
Molecule: messenger RNA, 255 nt
Organism: Peronospora matthiolae
Lineage: Eukaryota; Oomycota; Peronosporomycetes; Peronosporales; Peronosporaceae
Source: the annotation of a GenBank genome assembly